AUGUACACAACGAACGCUGCCCUGUACCUCUCGCUCAGCAUACUGCGGGACCAGCUUCGACCAACGGCAACGUACGGGGAAGCGAAAAGUAAACUCGAAGAGGCAGUAGCUCUCGCGGACACGCUGGGCUGCGAGGUUGUAUUCAAGGAGGUGGUGCAGCUGCGGAAUGUCCACCCCAAGUUUGUUUUCGGCAGCGGCAAGACGUCCGAGAUGUCUGGUGCCAUUUCCGCAGCAGAUGCGGAUACAGUCUUCGUAAACGCGCCCCUAUCCGGACAGCAGCAAAAAGCUCUUAGUGCCGAGUGGGGCGGCGCGACCGUGCUUGAUCGGUUUGCCGUCAUCCUCGAUAUCUUCGCUGACAGAGCGAGGACGACGGAAGCAAAGCUACAGGCAAGGGUCGUGGAGCUUGCAAUGCUCAAGUACAAAGCGGCCCAUCUCGUGAAGGGCUCGGGCAGCGGCUUCGAUCGCCAGGGCGGUGGCAUCGGGACGAUGGGCGGCAGCGGCGAGAAGGCGAUCGACACGCAGCGCCAACUUCUGCGGAAUCGCACGGCCGAGGUCCAUCGCCAGCUCAAGGACGUCGAGCGCCGGCGAGGCUUCCAACGUAGCUCUCGGGAUCGAAGGCUUGAAGCUAGCGUGGCUCUCGUGGGCUACACCAACGUGGGCAAGUCUUCGCUCAUGAACCAGCUGGCACUAGGGCGGCAUAACACUCGCGGCGUUGGAGGCGGAGGGGGUAAUCGAGAAGGAAAAGGCAGCGAAAGAGGAAGGCGCUUCGACGGGGCCGGCGGCGGAGGAAAAGGGAAGGGCAUGGUGCAGGCUCGGAACCGGGUGUUCGACACACUGGAUCCGACCGUCCGAUCGGUAACGUUACCGUCACGCGUAAGAUGUGUCUUGGUUGACACCGUGGGUUUCAUCCAAGACUUGCCGACGGACCUGGUGCACUCCUUUAAGUCAACGCUCGAGGAAGUCAAGAGCGCGGACGUGCUCUUGCACGUGCGGGACGCUAGCGUGGAGCCCCGCGUGGGCGAAGCCCACCGAAAGGCCGUCCAAGAGACACUGGCAGAGCUAGGUGCCGGUGGCCGACCGACCCUUGAGGUCUGGAAUAAGGUGGACAAGGAGAGAAGGGUCGACCCUGAAAAUCGUGGUGCUGGUGCUGGGGCUAGGGCUGGCUGUAGCGAUGGCGGCGGCGGCGGCGGCGGCGGCGGCGAUAUGAGUCUCCCGGACGAGGCGAAGGCAGAGAAAGCGAACGGACGGAUGGAAGGUCCUGCUGGCGAGGGCGGCAGCAGAUUAAGCCAUGCGGGCGAGGGGCGUACUGGGCCGGACGACGAAGGCGCAAUUCGGGUGUCGGCGGCUUCGGGUCAAGGCCUGGCCCAUCUGCUUGAGAGGAUAGACGCCAUGCUUCACUUGAAUGGAGGCGCGGACGGGGAAGGAAGCGGCAGGAGGUUUUCCAUAAAACCGAUCGAUCGGUACGAGUACGUUCGAGUCCUACCGGGGCAGUCACAACAAGGAUACAAGUGACUACCGAGGACUUCUUUGGUGCGGUACACCACUUGGAAAAUGCCGGGCCAGGCUACUUGUACGGGGCCACAACAGCUCGUUCGCCGUAAACAGAAGUCCGCCUCUCUUGUUCAAGGGAGCAACGGUCAAACCCACUAGGAACUAGCGCAGCAGAUGCGCAUCCGACAAAGGCACCUUGCUUUCUUGACGCUACCGGGGUUUGAGGAAGGCCGGAGGCGUUUCGAUGUGUUUCUACGCUCGAACGAAGCCAGGGCUUUACGCUAUCCGGUGUAUGCAACAGUUACGGAGUAUCUGCCGCGUGCACGUUGCUGUCGCUCGUUGAGCUGUCGCUGUUGCUGGACAAGCUGCAUCGCAUGGCGAAAGAAAAACGUUUGAAUUCGCCUGCACAACAAGGCAAAAGAAAGGUUGGUUCGCUCCAUGUACUGUACGAGGGGAUCAAUUGCAGCUAGAU
Ectocarpus sp. CCAP 1310/34 is the source of this 1963-nucleotide messenger RNA. The record is from the annotation of a GenBank genome assembly. Lineage: Eukaryota; Phaeophyceae; Ectocarpales; Ectocarpaceae.